This is a messenger RNA of Colossoma macropomum (tambaqui), 2330 nucleotides long. RefSeq names its product minichromosome maintenance complex binding protein (gene mcmbp). Gene Ontology annotation, biological process: DNA-templated DNA replication. The record is from RefSeq and is a predicted model, not a curated record. Gene Ontology annotation, molecular function: chromatin binding. Bases 114 to 2009 code for a protein of 631 amino acids. Lineage: Eukaryota; Metazoa; Chordata; Actinopteri; Characiformes; Serrasalmidae. The transcript has 16 exons.
UUGUGUGGGGCAGGCGAGGGGAGCGAGUUUGCAAAAACGUGUUUGAAGUAUAUGCAAGCUGCAUUAUUAAUAAUAUUCGAUUACUUUUCAUACUUUCUCAGAGACCUCCAGCUAUGCCUUCGGUUCAGGAUUGGAUAAACAACCCACUGGGCGUCGUCGACGGGAUUUUCGCCCAGAACAACUCCAGUCCAGAGUGGGAGAGGAAGGUGGUGGAGUAUUUCAAAGAGAAACUGAAAGUAAACGACGCACAGUCGUGGGUUCCCUCCCUAAAUGACGUUCCCCUGCACUAUCUGAAGCCCAACAGCCUGGUGAAGUUCCGCUGUGUGAUCCAGGAUAUGUUUGAUCCAGAAUUUUUCAUGGGGGUUUAUGAGACAGUUGAUCCUUCAACAAAUUCAAAAGUGUUGAGAUGUGGCAAGUACAAAGACGUUACAGACUGUGGACAGGUGGAUUUCAACUCAAGAAACGCUGUUACUUCAGAGAGACAGACUUUCUAUUGUGUCCCUAUACCAGGAGAAUCUCAGUGGGUGAAAGAAAAUUAUGCCUGCUCCAGCCAAGCCCGAGUGGUGCCCUCCACAUCUUACACCCCAAACAGGCACAAACGCAGUUACGAGGAAGAUGAUGAAAUGGACACGCAGCCCCAGCAAGAGAAUAAAUCAAACUCUGUAGGACUUCAGAACGUAGAUUCCCAUAGAAAUGUGGACUCGAAACGGCUGGAAACAGAAGCUCCCAGUCAGAACACUUCACCUUCACACUGCUCAUCUAACCUAGAUCUCAACUUCCCUCUGCCUGGAGAGCGGGGCCCAGCCUGCCUGGUCAAGGUGUAUGAGGAGUGGGACGGCUUCAAGCUGAACGACAUGCUGGAGGUCUUCGGCAUUCUCUCCGUUGACCCUGCUCUGAGCCUGAUAGCUGAUGACAAAGAAGCAUCAUCUCUGCUAGACCCGACAGAGAGCAUGGAGACUGUGGAGGAGCAGAGAGCCCACAGUCCACCUGCAUCACUCGUACCUAGAAUACACAUGUUGUACGCCCAGCCACUGCAGCACAACAAUCCACUACUGCCCUCUGCUGUUUCAGAGGACAAGGGAGCCUUUUUAAGUGGCGUCCUGAGUGAGUUGACAUCAGUCAGAGCGGAGCUGCUCACUUACCUCACACACAUCUUUCUGGGAGACUCGCUGGCUGCAGAGUAUCUAAUUCUCCAUCUCAUCUCCAGCGUGUAUGCCAGACGAGAUGUUCUUCCUUUGGGCAAAUUUACACUUAAUGUCAGUGGCUGCCCCCACAGCUCUCCAUACACAGACCAGCUCUACCAAAUCAUCCAGCAGCUUGUACCAUCUUCAUACCGGAUAUGUAUGAGUCUCCAAAACAUGAACAAUCAGCGCAUGGUGCCCAGAAAAGACUACACAGCCAACCGGCUGGUGAGUGGGACUCUCCAGCUGGCCAGCAACACUUCUCUGUUUUUGGAUGAGACGCAGCUUGAGCAAGGCCAACUGGACACUACAGGCGUGCGGAACAUCACAGCGCUGGGGAACUUGAUCUCCUGGCAGAAGGUUGAUUACGACUUCAACUACCACCAGAUGGAAUUCCCCUGCAAUAUUAACGUGCUCAUCGCGUCCGAGGGCCGCUCGCUCCUCCCGUCUGACUGUCAGGUGCAUCUCCGGCCCGCUUUGAGCCCACCCAACUUGGAGGAGUACCUGAAGACAGUACAGCAAGCCCAGGCUCCAUCUCAGCUCAACAAGUAUCGUGUGUACCUCACAGUAGCCCGCUCAUUGGAUUACAACAUCUCUGACCAGAUCACUAAGGCAGUAGAGGAGGACUUUGUUGAAAUGCGUAAGGAUGACCCUCAGAGUGUCUCUGCUGAGGACCUGCAUAGGAUGCUGAUAGUUGCACGAUUACUGUCUUUAAGUUAUGGGCAGACAAGUCUUUCAAGAGAGAACUGGAUUAAAGCCAAGCAAAUGGAGAUGAUGCGGAUUAGCCGAACACAGCAGCAGAAAUGUGUGAACGGCAAUGAGCCUUAAACUAGUCAUAUCUUUUCAAGUAAGGCUUGCAGAUUUGUUAACUUCAUUGUGGAUUACAGUUAAUGUUUUCCUGUUAAAUAAGGUAGUGAUUUUUUUUCUUUGUACAGCACUGAGGUUUUCUUUUUUACUUGACCCUUUUAAAGGUCUGAGAAUGCAGAAAAGGAAAUAAAUUGGUAUUUUUGAAAAUAUUUUGAUAAAUCUUGAAAUGUUAUGUACAAAUAACCCAAAAAAGUCCUUGAAGCAAAAGUUAUUAACAUUCUAACUCAAUGUUUUGGACAAGUAGGACAAAUAAAAAAAAGUUGAUUUGCUUAAAAAAAAAAA